CAACCAUGAUCAUCACCAUAUCUUUGAUUUGGGCAGUGGUGAUUGGUUUUUGCUGCUGUCUGUGGCUUGCUCUGGGGAUCCGCAAGAGACAACCAGGUGAGCCUCCGGUGGAGAAUGGUUUGAUCCCGUACCUCGGCUGUGCCCUCCAGUUUGGAGCAAACCCCCUGGAGUUUCUCCGGAGCCGACAGAAGAAAUUUGGCCACAUCUUCACUUGCAAGAUUGCUGGAAAAUACUUUCACUUCCUGUGCGACCCUUUCUCCUACCAUGCCGUCAUCCGCCAAGGCAGGCAUCUGGACUGGAAGAAGUUCCACUUCUCUACCUCGGUCAAGGCGUUCGGCCAUGACAGCAUGGACCCCAGACACGGCUACACCACAGAGAACCUCCACCAGACCUUCUUGAAGACCCUGCAGGGCGAAGCCCUCCCCUCACUCAUCGAGACCAUGAUGGAGAACCUACAGUCAGUCAUGCUGCAAUCCGACACCCUCAGCCCCAGCAAGGACCGCUGGGACGUGGACGGCAUCUUUGCCUUCUGCUACAAGGUCAUGUUCGAGUCAGGCUACCUGACGCUCUUCGGCAAGGAUCUGGGAAACAACAAGAAUGCUGCGCGCCAGGAGGCCCAGAAGGCGUUGGUGCUUAAUGCUCUAGAGAACUUCAAGGAGUUCGACAAGAUCUUCCCGGCUCUGGUAGCCGGCUUGCCCAUCCACGUGUUCAAGAGCGCCUACUCUGCCAGGGAGAACCUGGCUAAGACCAUGCUGGCCGAGAACUUAAGCAAACGCCAGAACAUAUCAGACCUGAUCUCAUUGCGCAUGCUUCUAAACGACACGCUGUCCACCUUCAAUGACCUGAGCAAGGCCCGCACCCAUGUGGCACUGCUGUGGGCCUCGCAGGCCAACACACUGCCUGCUACUUUCUGGAGCCUGCUUUACAUGAUCAGGAGUCCAGAGGCUAUGAAGGCAGCCAAUGAGGAGGUGAAGAAGAUUCUGGAGAGUUCAGGUCAGCGUGUCGACCACAGCAAACCACAACUCACUCUCUCCCGGGAGGACCUGGACAACAUGCCUGUAAUAGACAGCAUCAUUAAGGAGGCCAUGCGUCUGUCAAGUGCUUCAAUGAACGUCCGAGUGGCUAAAGAGGACUUCCUGCUUCACCUUGACAACCAGGAGUCGUACCGCAUCCGCAAAGAUGACGUCAUCGCCCUCUACCCCCAGAUGCUCCACUUUGACCCCGAAAUUUACGAGGACCCCUUGACCUACAAAUACGACAGAUAUCUGGAUGACAGUGGCCAAGAGAAGACRACGUUCUACAGGGAGGGGCGCAAACUGCGGUACUUUUACAUGCCUUUCGGCUCUGGGGUGACCAAGUGCCCCGGGCGCUUCUUCGCAGUGCAUGAGAUCAAGCAGUUCCUAGCGCUGGUACUCUCCUACUUCGACAUGGAGCUCCUAGACUCAGCUGUUAAAGUGCCUCCUCUCGACCAGUCACGUGCAGGCCUGGGGAUCCUGCAGCCCACCUAUGAUAUUGACUUUAGAUAUAAACUGAAAACUCAGUAAGACAGACUCCACUGAUCUACUUUCUCCAUAAUGUGAAUUGUAUAUUUUGUAUAUUUAAGAAUUUAAGCCACAAUGAUCCCACUGGGCACACACUGGUUGAAUCAACAUUGUUUCCACAUCAUUUCAAUGAAAUUACGUUGAACCAACGUGGAAUAGACGUUGAAUUGACGUCCGUACUCAGUGGGAUUUAAAUACGCUGCGAUGUAUUGUUGUAAUGUAUUUUUUAAGUUGAUACAGAGAGGUUUUUGUUAGCCUCAGAAAGGUAGCAUUGGCGAAAAGGCCAUUUUAGGAGGAGUCCCGUUUCAAAAGUGACUUUGAUGGAACUCCAUAUAAAUGUUAUCAGUAAUAUUUACUGAAUCUUCCACGUAAGCAUCAUUACUGUAUCACUAUUGCCGACCGCAAUCUUUGAACUGUGAAAUCAUUCAACAUUUCAGUUGUGCUUCUGUUUGUGACCUUCACAAUCAGUAGUUGGUAAACCAUUUACUGUGCUGUUGAAUGACUCUAACUGCGCUGAUUGAGUAGUGUAAUGUACAUUCUAGUUACGUUGAAGUAUUCCUUAUGCUGGGAUAAAAUUAUUUUAUUAUCUGUAUUAUUGUUUACUGUGAUAUACCGUACAAAACAAGUAUAAAAAUGCAUGUGAUGUUUACUUUACAAAACCAGUAUAAAUGCAAUACAUUUCUACAAUGAUGUAUUGUGCCAUUAAUUUCUUAAUUUACCAGUCAGUCAUUACUUUGAUCACUACUCACGCAAACAUACACAAAGAAAAGCCACACUCAUGGUAUUGGGUCAUUCUAUAAACCUCUAAUAAGGUC
This is a messenger RNA of Salvelinus sp. IW2-2015, 2356 nucleotides long. Its product is annotated as cytochrome P450 7A1. Gene Ontology annotation, biological process: cellular response to glucose stimulus; cholesterol homeostasis; bile acid biosynthetic process. Gene Ontology annotation, molecular function: heme binding; cholesterol 7-alpha-monooxygenase activity; iron ion binding. NCBI's taxonomy places the organism in Eukaryota, Metazoa, Chordata, Actinopteri, Salmoniformes, Salmonidae. The record is from RefSeq and is a predicted model, not a curated record.